UAUGCCGUCUUUGCCAUAUAGAUGUCUCAUCACUAAAACAUGUGUAGUAACAUGCCUUUUUUGGUACUAACGAAAUUACUUUAUUCCACUGGCUAUUCGACCUGUCCUGAACUUCAUAUUAGGAGACCACGUAGUCUGCUGUAAAACUUCUGCAUUUUUUCCGGGCUGACUCGGAUUAAUCAUAAAUUAAAUAAGUUAUAAUGCCCACUAUUAUCGCCUUAGACGUAUCGUUGUCGAUGCAACGACAGAUAUCAGGACGCAGUGAAGAAAAUACCCUAACUUACCAUCAGCUGGCUUUGAAAGGGAUGUCACAACUGUUAGAACAUUUGUCAUCUACAUCAAAAUUGGAACAUGUUUCACUCAUUACUUAUUCAACGAUAUCAGAAGUUAAAGUUGAUUUUACCCGCGAUUACGAUGUCAUCCGUCAAGCGGUAAAAAAAGUAGAAUCUGGUGAUAAGCUCUGCAUUAUAGGCAUGUUGAAAAAUGUUGCGAGCAUAUUAUCUACGAACUGGGGUACACAAAACUAUUGUCAGGUUGUAGUGUUCACAGACUGUGGUUUGGGUUUUGGUAGUACCGCACUCAAAGGGUUCUUACAAAGUUACGUUGACAAGGAAAAUGAUGAGUACGAUUGGAUUACGCAUCUAAAGACAAUAAAGUUAAAUUUCAUUUGCAUGGGUGUUCAUAAUGAUUAUUACUUCACUCUAGCGUUUCCUAUGUAUCAACAGCUAAUUGACUUCACUGGAUUAAAAGGUCAACUAUAUUUGCCGAAGCCACCAAAAGAAGUUGCUGAAGGAACAGAAAAUACAAACGACUCAACCAAAUCUUCGGCUAAUAUUAGUGCCAAUACAACAACGACGGCCCCGACGUCUCACUCAAGCCACAAGAGUGAGCUUGGCCGUACUGCUAUGUUUGAGUUGAUUGAGCGAGUUUGCGAGGCUAACUUUAAGCCAUACGAAGUGUUACUAAAAGUCGGUGGUUAUUUCAGACUGGAAUGUCCAGUUUUGAUAUGGCCCCCACCGGCAGAAUAUAGAACUGAAAAUGGCAUUAAAAGCGAAUUUAAAAUUUCACAAAAAAUCGAGGUAUGCGGAUAUUUGUCGCUUUCCGAGAUCGGUUCACCUGCCUCUUUAAGUCGCCAUUUAGUUAUUCCUAAAGUAGACCGAGAGAAGCCAACACGACGCUCCUCGGAAAAAUCCGGAUCCUCAAAGUCGUCAAUUGGCGGCAACGUGGGCACUAAUACAAAAUCGACCCUAGAUGUAAACCAGCCAAACUAUGAAUACGAAAAACUAGAGCAAGACAUACGCGAUUUCUACACGAAAGAAGCUAAGGAUGGGGACGAAAGCAGUGAGGAUGCUGAAGCAAGCCUAAUAAAAACUAGCAGUGGUGCAGUAACCAGUGCUUUGGAGAAAGAGUCUAUGUGCGUAUUGUUGCAUGGUGCCAUGAAAGUCGAAAAUCUAGCUGCAUUGGUAUUAUUAAAUGAUAACUGGUAUGGCUUUCUAUAUUCCUAUGCAGAUAGUAAAAAAAAGUCCAAUUUAAUGUUAAAUAUCCUACCGCCCGGAAAUAAUGUUAUUCCCUGGUUGGGAGAUUUGAAGUUGUUAGGAUUUGCUGAAGAUCUUUUGCCUGGCGAGACAAGUGCAUUUCCGGUCAAGGCAGAUAAGCGUUCAUAUUCACAAAGCUGUGUGGUGUGGAUUAAACAAGUUAGUCUGCAGUCAGACGUCCAAAAAGUAUUACGCCAUGCAAAGAAAAUGCCAGAAAAGACACAGCACUUCUUUAAGGAAUUAAAUCGCAUAAGGCGUGCAGCUCUAUCUAUAGGCUUUGUCGAACUACUCGAAGCUAUGGCCACACUGUUCGAGAAAGAGAGUGCACAACUUACCCUUGGUGCGAAUCCCGAAUGCAGUAUACAAUUAAAACAUGCCGCAAUCGAAUUGCGAAAGCCAUCCAAUCGAGAUCUAAAAAUAUCGAUUGUUCCCCUGCAAAAAUUUGGAGCAUCUAGUAGUGGCACUGACAAUGCAUCAUCGUCGGUGUCGGGCUUUGUGUACUAAAAAAUUCAUAUACAUACAUAUCGUCGGUUGGCGUGCAAUAUCGCGUAUACGAAAAUUCAAUACCGCGUAUGAGGUGGCUGAGAAAAAAAAAAAUAUUUUCGGUACCGUGUCUCAGUGCUAGCCUACUUCACAAAUUUAAUAGUCAAUAAUUUUAGUAUAGGCUCAUAUUUAAUAGGUUCAAAAGUUUAGAAGAAAAUAAGUUUAUUUGCUUUUUAGUGAAAUUUACGCAUAUUGUACGCCAAGCGACGUUUAUAUUAUAUUUAUUAGAUACUUAUAUCAGGCCUCUACCUGUAAAAAUAUACUAUUCAUACAUACAUAAUAUAGGAUUGGCAUACAUGCAAAUAUAAAUACUACAUAAUUAGUUGUC
Molecule: messenger RNA, 2406 nt
Organism: Rhagoletis pomonella (apple maggot)
Lineage: Eukaryota; Metazoa; Arthropoda; Insecta; Diptera; Tephritidae
Gene: IntS14
Product: integrator complex subunit 14
Biological process (GO): snRNA 3'-end processing
Cellular component (GO): integrator complex
Source: RefSeq, a predicted model, not a curated record